CGGAAGAAAAUGGCGGCCGUGGCUGCAGAGCCAGGAGCUGCGGCGGUUCCGACAACAACAGCGACCGACGAGGGCCCGCCAGAGCAGGGCCCGGCGGGACCGGGUCUCCCGGGAGCCCGAUCGGAGUGCGAGGGACCGCAGGAGACCGGGCCGGCAUCGGACCUAGCCGCGAUGCGGGCGGAGGACGGAGGGGACGCGGAGGGCCGCCAUGUCAGGCCGGAGCUGGAGCCCGCGGCGGGAAACGCGCAUCCGGAGAGCGACGAAGCUAGCGGCUCCGGGCCGCCGGAGCGGGUCAACGCGGACCGCUUCUCCCCCGGACUGCCCGCGGACCCGGAGGGCGGCGGAGACGUGUCUGCGCAGGAGGCGUACCGCGGCCCGGACCCGCAGCCCUCAGCUGUCUUCUUGCACUCAUUCCCGGCCGCGCCGCCCGUCACCGAGGCCGGCCUGUCUCUGGCCGAACCUGCCGAACCCACCACCAACGAGACCACGGACCGAGCCGAGACCGCGGGCCGGGAACGGGGUUACACGAGCCUUGAGCAGGCGGAGCGGAGGCCCACGACGGACACUGUGCUGGACGGGACGGCGGACGGUCCGGACCCGGACCCAGCGGGGCCCGAGGAGCCGGCUGCCCGAGGCCCGAGGGAUUCCUCCCCGCCCUGCCGCUCACCGAAACGCCGGCUGCUGACCGAGCCUGCCGCCGAGGAUCGAGCCGUAGCUGCCUCUGUGCUGGACCUCAGUCCCGGGUCCGAGGUUCGGGUCUGCCUGGACCACGUCAUCGAUGACGCGCUGGUGGUGUCUUUCCGGCUGGGAGAGAAGGUGUUCUCCGGGGUCCUGAUGGACGUUUCAAAAAGGUUCGGUCCGUACGGGAUUCCCAUCACCGUGUUCCCACGCCGGGACGACCGGAGUCGACCUCCCACGUCUCUCCAGCAGCCGCUGCCGGUUAGCAACGACUUCCCGCCCACCAAAAAGGAAGAGAACGCUGCUCCGCCCCCUCCUCAGGACUGCACCUCUAAACCGCCACCGCUGUUUCAGGAGGGGGCGCCGUACCCGCCUCCUUUGUUCAUCAGGGACACCUACAACCAGGCCUUACCUCAGCCGCCGCCGCGCAAGAUUAAGCGGCCGAAGAGGCGCUACCGCUGCGAAGAGCCCACUUCCAUCAUGAACGCCAUUAAGCUCCGCCCCCGACAGGUACUCUGCGACAAAUGCAAAGGGGUGGUGGCAUCAGGCGGGCACCGGGAAACGCGGCGGGGGCCGGUGGACCUGAGGAGCGACGAGACUUCGCGGCGGCGGAAGGCGGCAGAAGGACCGAUCUCUGCUGAGGUCAAGCGUCUGAGGAGCGACGACAAAGGACGGCCCCCGGCUGCCGACCGGCGCUCGUCAUCAGGGAUACGUGUGUCAUCUUCGUCACCAUCCUCUUCCCGCCGCGUUUUGAGGGGAGUGGCCUCAUCCUCAUCCUCGGCGACCUCGAGCCGCAUGCGCCUGAAGCUGAACUCUAAGAAGGUUCUGACCAAAGGGUCAGCUGACCGCUCCAAGGCGCGGCAGGUGCUCAAGACGCUGGUAAGGAGCUCGCAAACGCCACCGCCGCGCCGGCCCAAAGACCAGGACCAGGACCGCCCCAAGGCUGUGACCCGAGCCGCCACCCUGCAGAACCACAACCAGAAGGUCCACUUCACCCGCCGCCUGCAGCACCUCAGCGCCGCCACCAGCACGCCGCUUCCGCCCAGAAUGCGCCUCAAACCCCAAAGGUAUCGUACCGACGACAGCCAGGCACAGAGCUCCUCCUCCUCCUCCUCGUCCCCGCCCAAACUCAGCGCUCGCUCAUCACCUCCCAAACCAGAACUAAGCCCCGCCUCAACACCCAACCCAUCCACAGCCCCGCCCCCACUUCAAGUAACUGCUCCUCCCCCAACGCCAUCCUGUAUGGGAAGCGUUGCCGCGGAGAUGCAGGCAGCGUCUGAGGGGAGAGUAGGAGGUCCUCCCUCCUCCUCCUCUCUAGACUCCACCCCCUCAGAGUGUAGCUCCACAGACAAUUUUGAACUCCCCCCACCCGGAGACCCUCCCUCUUCCUCUUCUCCCUCCCAUAACUCCCCCUCCUCAGCUCCACAGUGCCCACCCUCCUCUCCGCCCGCUGGCCCUCCCCUCAGAGCUGAUGGCGAGGAAGUGCAGUGUGGCGUUGGGGAGGAGGGCAACGACCUGAAGAGGCGCCGUAAGUCUUCCACGUCGUCUUCCUCCUCCUCCUCGUCAUCGUCAUCCUCCGUCUUCUCCAAGGCCGUUUCAAAAUGUCCGCUCCCGGACGGCCGCACCGUGUGCGUCGGCGAUAUCGUGUGGGCGAAGAUCUACGGCUUCCCGUGGUGGCCGGCGCGCGUGCUCGGCAUUACGGUGUCGCGGCGCGGCGAUACGGGGCUGGCGGUGCAGCAGGAGGCGCGUGUGUCGUGGUUCGGCUCGCCCACCACGUCCUUCCUGCCGCUCGCACAGCUGUCGCCCUUCCUGGAGACGUUCCAGUCGCGUUUCGACAGGAAGCGGAAGGGCCCGUACCGCCGCGCCAUCGCCGAGGCCGCCAGCGCUGCCAAGCAGCUCACACCGGAGGUGCGGGCGCUGCUUACGCAGUUUGAGACGUAGCAUCGGCCGCCGCCCACUCGCCCUAUCCUCACUGCCCACCCCUUUCAGACAGGCCCCGCCCUUUCAGAGGAGGUGGGAGGAGCUAAAAAUGACUGAUGGACAAUGAUGAGUGUGUUUCACAUUUAUGAGGGGGGGGGAAAUCUGUCGGGGGCGGGGCUAUCUUCAGUCACUGGCGGCGUUUCAGUUUUCCGCACCGUGGGAAAUGUUUUGUAGAUAAUUUAGCCUGAUGGUUGGCUGACAGAGCGAUGAUGUCACAGUAUUAAUAAACACUAAUUAAGCUCCUCGUAGUGAUUGACUGAUCUGAUUGGCUGGUGGUGGCUGGCGGUGUGAUGUCACUUCCUGUUGAUAAAACAGACUGAAAACUUGUUUUGUUUUUUUUCUAGAAACUUCGUUUCCGUACAGAAUUGAAUAAACUGUGAACAAAGUGAGGUCCAACCCACAGCCCGGGGCCCCAAACGUGGCCGUGCUGAGCCGCUGUCAGGACGGUGCGUUCGAGGCCCCGGGCUGCUUGGGCGGCCCAACGCUCUCUGAUGAUGAUGAUGCUGGUGAUGAAGGUUCUCUGCUGUCAGACUGUUUACCGUCUGUUUGCAGAUCAGAGAGUCCUGCUGGACAAAAUAACGGGAACAGUGUGUACAUGUGUUGCUUCCUGUUUGAAUCUGAAUAAACGCUCAAACUUCUCUGACCUUCGGCCUCAUCAUUUCCACUCUUCUUCUGUGGUGUUUCUCUGGCGGAGACCUUGGACUUUCUCACCUGCAAACAGAUGUUUGGUAAACGGGUCUCCACAGCUGCUCACAGACUCCGCCCACAUUUGCCUUUUGUUUUCUAAUCUGCCUCUGGCUGAUUGGUCCGUUCGCUGGUCAGGUGGUGGUGGUUAAUUCGUUUAGUUCACAGGUCCCGCAGACCCUGAAACUAAAAUCCAGGACUGUGAUCUCCUAAACGCCCUUGUUCCCGUGAGUGUGCCGCUCAGGUCCGUUAGCAUUAGAGCAGGUGCCUCUAGAUCAGGGGUGCCCAAUCCCAGUCCUCGAGAGCCACUGUCCUGCAGCUUUUAGAUGCAUCCCUACUCCAACACAGCUGAAUCAAAUGGUUUGAUUGCCUCUUCAGCAUGCCAUCAAGUUUGGCAAAUCCCUGAUAACAAGCCAUUCAUUUGAUUCAGGUGUGUCGGAACAAGGAUCCAUCUAAAACUGCAGGACGGUAGCUCUCGAGGACUGGGAUUGGGCACCCCUGCUCUAGAUCAAACCUGAGGCAGGACCAGCCCGGCUGGUGAAGCAGGUAGCAGCAGGUGAACACAGCGUCCUCACGUGUUAUUAACCAUCAGCUGUUAUCAGUCAGACUCAGUGUAGAUAAAGCUGAUCGGGUUCCUGGUUCUGGUCUGGGUCAGUGUUUGAGAGGUCGGCACAGUUACCUGUAGCAUCCAAUCACUGAGCUCCGCCUACACUGAAAAAACAGCAUCUGCUUCUGAAAAACAACGUCAGUGACGAAGUUCUUCAACCCGCGUUUCUUCUGGAGCCCACCUGAUGGUGACAGCCGUGGUUACAAAACUAUUUAUGGUUCAUACGUCAUCACUUAUCCGGUCUUUAUGUGGCGAUGUAUGAACUCCGGGUCCAAACUCCUCUGCGUUUAUUAAGCCUGUUGUGUUUUUAAUGUGCUUUGUAUUUUGUUCUGUUUAAUCUGAACAAGCCCCUAAAAACAGUCAGUGAUCACUGUCGGCCUCUCUCGGUUUUUAUUACCACUGUUCAUUUUAAAGCUCCGUUUAAACCCCUCCGAUGUAACUACAGCCCAGCCCAUGCAGCAGUAUAUAAUGACUAACCUCGUAUUGUGGAUGGAUUAUCUCAGUUGUUCUCCUGACUUAAGUUUGGUCCGUUUACAGCAUCCUGACAUGCGACUGCAUUUGUCCCUAACCAUCGAGUGGAAAGAAGUUAGCGUUCAUCCUCCAGCUUCACUGCAUUUAUGCUAUGCUAACAUAGCUGUCUUGCUAGCAAUCAUGUAGCACAUCAUUAUAUACCAGUUAGCCCAACUUCAGUAACCCUACAAACCCUGUUUAGUUUUCUGUCUUCAUUUAUGUUGGAAGUGAUAGCAGAGCUGUACGUUUGAAUUUUUUAUGCUUACGUGGAAACUAGCGUGCUAACUUCCUGCUAACUUCUAACUCUUUUAAAUUUAAUACAUUCUGUUUUCAUGGAUGUUAAACUUAAUUGUUACACCUGGUAAAGCAGCAACGCUGAUCGUUUUAUUAAAGAUGAAAGAAUUUAGACAGUUUGUAACUCUCAGUGAUGCCGCAGUGUUCGUUUGACUUUGGGACCUGCAGUGGAGAUUGGACCUGGAAACAGCUAAUGACGUUACAUCUGGGGGUAAACAGCUUUCUGACCUCUGUGAACUCUUCCCGGCUCAGUUUAUGGGGGUUAGUGUCACUAUGUUUAAAAAGGAUUAUCUGUGGAAAGCUCAUUGGCUAACGAUGUGGAUGGCGUGUGGCUGGGCGGGUUCCUGUUGGUGUAAGAGACUGGACUUCUUUAAGCGUGUAAAGCUCUGGGGCUGGUGCCAUAGGCAGGUUGUUCAUCCACUAUCAUCUUAAUAUUAGUAUUGAUGCUAAUAAUAGUAACAACUUAUUAAUAGUCCAGUUGCUUUCCUUCAGCCUUUUAAUACGAUGUGAUUGACGAAUCAUUAGCCAAUCAGCGAGCAGUGUCACAUCCGUUCAGUUUUAAAAAUGAAGAUGGUGACACUCAGCACACCUCCGACAGGACUUCAGAGACCGCCAGGUGAUGUCACUGAAGCCACGUCCACCUUUGACCCCGUGAGAGGGCGCUGCUCCCAGAGAGGUCAGGGGUCACAGUGUCAGUCUUCUGUCAGUCAGCACCCACCCCUCACAGACCAGGGUAGAACACAGACCACCAGCUUCACCAUGACAACUAACAGUAUCGCAUCAUCACCACAGACUCUGCCAGCAGGUUGAAAAACCACAGUCACAUUUAAAAACACACCUGUGUGGUCGGGGUCACCUUUGGGACCACAGCAGAUACUCCAAUCAAUAAGCUGAUCAAUCAACCAAUCAACAGACUAAACCACUGAUCGAUAAGCAGAUUGACAGGCCAGGCUCAGGCUAAAUGCUGGACAGGUGGGUCCGGCUACACUAUGGUAAACUAAUCAGCUGAUUCUUUGAUCUUCUCAUUCUUCUUUGUCCUUCAGCUGCCCCCAGACUCCGCCCACAUUUGCCUCUUGUUUUCUAAUCUGCCUCUGGCUGAUUGGUCCAUUCGCUGGUCAGGUGGUGGUUAAUUCCUUUAGUUCACAGGAUAGGAGGCUCAUCCACCUCCUCUGUCACACCGCCCCUCUGCAUGUCCUCCUUCACUGCAUCCAUGAACCUCCUCUGAGCUCCUCCUCUCCUCCUGCCUGCAGCUCCACCUUCAUCCUCCACCCUCCCUCCUCUGCACAUGCUCAGACCAUCAGCUUCUCUCACUCGGAUGGACUUAUUUCUGAUCCUGUCAAAAACUACAACCGCUACUCAAGCUGAACACAACGCUGAAGAGCUGCUGACACUGAGAAUCCUGCGCUGUGAUUGGCUGAGAGGCUGUGGGUGGGCCUGGAUCGUCACAUGGAUACAGAUGAUUAAUAAUCAAUAAUUAUUUAAGUGAAGAGUUUAUAUUUAUAAGAAAUGUAUUGAUCUGGUCUGAACACUGCCCGUUUCCGUGGAUACCUGGUUUAGAUCAGUGACAUCAAAUGCUAUAAUUUGCGUCCUCCAAUCAGCUGUCAUUCCACAAUCAGCCAGUAACUAAUCAGCUCGUAGCUUAAGGAGUGAUGUCACCGAGAUUUACAGACUUUACUGCUGCACGUGAAUGCACUGUCCUCUGGAAGCCUCACCUGGCAAUGAGACUCCACCCCUCCACACACCUGAAGCAGAGAUGUGUUAGCUUAGCUUGCCACAGAGGCUGCAAGCAGAUGGACACUGCUAGCAUAGCAGCUGUAACAGGUGGUGUGCUCAGUUCUGAUUGGUUAAUGAUCAGGUGACGAAACAGAAACAGUGUAAUGCUGUGACAGCGUCUCCACGAUGACCACAGGUACACCUGUGUUUUACCUGGAGGUUUGCUUCUCACAUGUUUUUAUGUCUUUAAAAUGAUGCAAACAGGAAAUUAUUCUUCUUCUUGUAAAGUUGUAAACAAAAUGCAAUAAAAGGUUGCAUGUGUCAAA
Pelmatolapia mariae (spotted tilapia) is the source of this 6792-nucleotide messenger RNA. It is a transcript of the gene pwwp2a, whose product is annotated as PWWP domain containing 2A. Gene Ontology annotation, molecular function: chromatin binding. The transcript is spliced from 3 exons. Lineage: Eukaryota; Metazoa; Chordata; Actinopteri; Cichliformes; Cichlidae. The record is from RefSeq and is a predicted model, not a curated record. Gene Ontology annotation, cellular component: nucleus; chromocenter. Bases 10 to 2619 code for a protein of 869 amino acids.